This is a messenger RNA of Effrenium voratum, 1250 nucleotides long. NCBI's taxonomy places the organism in Eukaryota, Dinophyceae, Suessiales, Symbiodiniaceae. The record is from the annotation of a GenBank genome assembly.
AGGACACUUUAUGGCGGACCCGCAUACCCAGAAGCGGGUUGAAUGAUCCCACCGCACGGCCUGACAUUUUGAACCCUGCUAGUGCUGGGCCGUUUUUUCGCGCAUAGCUGCAGGCGUAGUCCCAGCGAUGGCUCCGAUCCCCUGGGAGGAGGCUGACCCAUUCAGCAUCUCCAUGUACGCGCAGGAGUCUACGUACUGGGCGAGCCUCCAGGAGAGUGACACCCUGAUGCGCGUGUGCCGCGAGCUGUCGGCAGGGAGGUCCAGCGAGGCGGUGGAGAGUAGCAUCGAGCAGCUCUGCAAGAUGUGCUGGGCAGAGGCUCUUGAGGCCAUUGACAGCCACACCCUGCUCAUUGCGGCGCGGGCCGAGGUGGACCACCUGAAACGGCGGCUCGCCCAGUGCAGCUUCCAGAGCGUGAAGCAGAUCCUUGAUGAGGACGAAAUCACGGAGAAGAGGUUGCACAUCGAUGCAGUGGAUCUGAAACAGCUAGAUCAGGAUCAGACGGAGAAGCAUCUGGAGAAGCUCUGCAAAGACGCCGCGACUCCGCGAGGAACCGGGACGCAGGACAUAGGCGUCAACACAGAGGGAGACGAGGUGGAAGUCCGGCAGCGCUGCGAGGACCUCACAGCGCGCCUGGGCCGCAGCGAGGCGCAGAACGCCGAACUCCGGCGCCGCCAGCGCCGCCUCGAGGAGCAGCUAGCGGAGAGCUCCGAGGAGCUCCACAGAACUCAGGAGCGCCUGGACGAGGCGGUGGAGCGCCUGGAGGAGUCCGAGUCCACCAAGGUGGUGUUGGAAGGGGCGUACGAGAAGCUUCAAGAGGACCAUGAGUUCGAGCUGAAAGCGGGAGAGGACGCGCGCCAGGAGGUCUCCAGGCUGCAGACGGAGGUCCACCGUCUCCGCGAGGACCGCAAGGCCAGCCGGAGGCCUUCCCGGCGGCCCGAUAGCCGGCCACCCUCUUCGCCUUUGCCACUGCUGCAGGGCCCGCUGAGCUACAGCGAGGCGGCGUCACUGGAGGAGUCCCCGGGCUUCACGGUGAAUCGGAAGAAGGCCAUGCAGGUCUCCACAUCCUUGCCCUCCCUCGCCUCCAAAGGCGAGUCUGCAGGCCUGGCACAGUCAGGCAGCUCCAUCUUGCCACGCAGCAAGAGGCCAUUUGUUAUGUGACGCGCCACGAAUUCCCGAGAAGCUUGACGGCCAGUUGGCGGAGUGCUUUUGGUGCAAAAUCAGCGUCAAGAGCCUCUAAGGCACGCGAGGU